Molecule: messenger RNA, 2673 nt
Organism: Laetiporus sulphureus 93-53
Lineage: Eukaryota; Fungi; Basidiomycota; Agaricomycetes; Polyporales; Laetiporaceae
Exons: 11
Coding region: 1-2673 (890 amino acids)
Molecular function (GO): nucleic acid binding
Source: RefSeq, a predicted model, not a curated record
AUGGACCAGACGCAAGCUCCCGUCCCCUUCCCUACCCUUACUUGCCCCGCUGACGAGGUCGAGACGCGCCCCUCACUUCCCUCGCGCGUGCACUCUUCUCCCUCCCUCCCCGACCUCUGGCCGCUCAGCCAAAGCCGAAACGGGCACGCACAGCGCUUUCAGGCGCUCUAUCGCCCACAUCUCCACCCGCUCGACCUCGCCGCGACGCCCCCAACGACGCCUCCGCGCAGUACGAGCAACACCGUCACGCACGCCCAUACCGUUCCCGUGAAGCGCAGCACGUCAGGCUCUCCCUGUCGGCCCGCCCCGCUCCUCACGCCGCCGCUGACACCGUCCUCAUCGUUCCAGACCCACGACGGGCCGGUCACCCCGCCCGAGAUCGGUUCGCCGCUGCGUUGGGUGCACGCCGCGCCCGAGUCGCCGACCGCGCUCAAGGGCUGUGGGCCGCUCCCAACGCGGGGCGGGUAUCUGACGCCGUCGAGCGGCCGCUCGCAGAGCUUCUCGUCGGAUGUGGAUGGGGAGUAUGUGGCGGUGCAGGAGGGCGCGGAUGCGGUGUCUGUGUUAAUCUCGGGAUUGACGAGCAUGGAUAUCACACCGCGGGAGGAGCGCAAGGUUGGCUCGGUCGGCGAACCUGCCUUUGCGGCGAAUGCGAAACUUGGUGACGAACAGGACGACGCUGAUGCGAGUCGCUUUUUGCUGGUCCGUGAUGUUCCCUUGAAUGCCUCCUCUGCAGACCUGCGAGAGGCGUUUGCGCCAACUGGCGAUGUGAAGGGCAUUUGGGUCCCCUUCUUAGAGUCGCACGGCGUCAUCAUCCUUGCAUAUUACGAUAUCCGCCAUGCGACCCGGGCGCGCAGUCUCAUUGCUAACCAGGCGAUACCCGGGCUGGAGGAUGCGCAUCUCGCUGCGAAAUAUGUGAGCGCCGAGCAAAUCGAGAGGGUGAUUGGAAAGUCGGCGUUUGUAGAUGAGACGGACGGCACGCUCUAUGUGUCUGUUGCAGACCGCCGCUUCCAGUCUGCUGCGCUGCAGAAGGUCUUAGCUUCCCUCGGCGAGCUUAUGUCGUACAAGGCUGUUGACUCGCAGGAACAGAAUUUCCAAGUCGAGUACUACGACGCGCGCGAUGCGGCCAAUGCGUACCGCGCUUUUCACGAUCGCAUUUUCCUUGGUGUCCGUCUUCGGCUGUUGACGAAGAAGGACGCACAGACGAUGCAGUCCUCCCCAUGCUUUUCGCUCGAGGAUCCGUUCCAGCCUAGCAGCCCGGCCAGUCCGACCGCCCGGAGGCUGCCGAUGCUGCAUGUGGAUACGUGUCAAGACUUGCAGCAGCAGGCAGAUAGGGAGUUGCGUUGCACCGAAGGCCGUGUUCGUCCGCGUAGUGUCAGCGCGAGCGAGAAUAUGGGUGCGCCUGAUGCUGUUCGUAGGCUUUGGAGGGGAAGGGAGUCGCCUCAAGAGCAUAGCAGGCGAGUGUCGAAUGAUUUGUUUUUCGACGCUGUUGGCAAGGGUACUGUGUCACCGCAGACUCCUUCCCGACCCAGGAGCAUCAGCAUGGGCCCCGACGACAUCGCGAAGGCUCAGCGGUCUAGUUAUGAUGACGCGGAGACGUCCGAAGUGUACCAAACUCAGGAAACCGCAUAUCCUUCAAGCUACGGUGGCUCGUCGACCUCCGCGUACGCUCCACAGGAAUACUUGUAUGCGCAGGCCGUGCCCCAGGCUCAGUACCCAGCAUAUGGUUCUGACGGACACGCGGGCACCAACGGUCAAUGGGCGUUCAGUGCUCCGGCAGCGCCGUCGGUUGAAUACUAUCUGCCCCCCUCCCCGCGAGUACCACACUAUCACUCGCAGGCUCUCCCCUCGACGCCGAAGAAGGGCUUCUCUCCGAUGUACCAACGCCGAGACGAGCGGACGGAAUGGGCUCCCACCGAGGAGGACCCAUUUGGGAGGUCAGCUUAUAGUCCCGAUGCACCUGUCCCCCAGUCGGCCGUUUCGUACGGCAGUUCUUUGGAGCCCUCGCCGACUAUGGACGGUCGCACGUACUCGGGCAGACGCGGAAACGUGGAUUCGGGCAUUGCGGAGAAGAACCAGCUGAACAUCGAGGCGAUCGAGCAGGGGAAGGAUAUGCGGACGACGGUGAUGAUCAAGAACGUCCCGAACAAGAUGAGCGACAAGGAACUUAAGGCGUUCAUUGAUAGAGUGUGCCCGCGGCGGAUCGACUUUUUGUACUUGCGGAUGGACUUCAAGAAUGGCUGCAACGUCGGCUAUGCCUUUGUCAACUUCAUUACGCUUGGUGACUUAUUGCACUUUGCGAAGACGCAGAUUGGCGUCAAGUGGAACAUCUACUCGAGUGACAAGGAUUUACGGCUGUGCUACGCUACUUAUCAAGGAAAGGAAGCGCUCAUGGAGAAGUUCAAGAACUCUUGCAUCAUGGACGAGCGCGAGGCGUGGCGACCGAAGAUAUAUUAUUCAGCCGGGCCGAAUCAGGGCCUGCCUGAGCCUUUCCCGCCGCCCACGCAUUUGCGAAGGAAGGAGCGAAGCUCACACAACCGCGGAGCACUGUUUGUGCCUGGCGCGAACUUCUCUCAUCACCGCCGCGGGGACCGGGAUGGGGACCGAGAUGGGAACGGGACCCCGACGUUGUACCAUCACCGGCCGCACCCUCCGCGCAUGAGUAACCGGAUGUGA